CGUGAUUUUUGCUGCCGAAUGCCGAGUCCUGUUUCUAUCCGUCUCAAGCCCAAUGAUGCUUUCACUGUCUGGCUCUUCAGAACCAGCACCCCGGCACGUCCCACGACGUCCCAUAGGAAGCCACCGACGCUCCGCCACAUCAAGGCCGACUAUCUGCGUAUGGUUUGCAGAAGCCGCUUUCCGUGGAGGAUGCUCGGGCGGGACGCGAAUUGACCACUCGUACGGCUCCUGGCCGGGAGCAUCGUGGGCCAGGGUCGGUGGAUGUUCCAUCCUGGCUGGGCCAGCAGGAGUGCGUCAGCGAUUCUGAGCCAAGGAUUGGCUUGGCCAAGAUCUUUGUCGGUGGAUAGUUGGCGCUCUCACCUGAACGUGUCGUUCGUUCGUUCGAGCGCGUGUCGUGCUUCAAGACUCUGUGUGCUUGAUCCGCUGGUUGCCACGUUGGCUCGAGGUUUAUGGUGCCUGCGGGAGAGCCCGCAGGGGCGCAGCAAGCAAAUACAACAUAUCUUCGCUGCCGAGUCCGUCGAGGCGGCUCGGCAGCACUUUCCGACCAGUGACAGGAGCAGCUAGCUGAUCUGAGAGGGGCGGAGCAGCCCCAGGAUGGCCGUGGUCUCCAUCGCGGCAGCCCGUGAGGUCGGCGGCGUGGGUCUCAGAGCGUGGCCAUCCGCCUGGCGCGCCGCCGUGGACAAGGCCGCGCAGCAGGGACUGGCGGACGCGAGUGCUACCACCACGGACAGCGAGCAGCCCGAGGCGCCCGACUUUGCCGCCCUGUGCGGCCACCUGGAGCUCGUCCUCGCGAGAGCCGUGCCCACCGUGCCCGAGGUCCAGCACCUCUGGGCCUGCCUCAGCGAGCUGGCGCGCUCCCUCGCGCCGCUGGGUCGGGUCUGGCGCCUAUCCCCUUUCGGGAGCGUGAGGAACCUGCUCCUCACCCGCGGGUCGGACGUCGACGCCACCCUCUACAGGUCGGACGCCCAGGACGAGGGCGACUCCGCCGCGGCGGUGCGGGUCCUGCAGGGAAGUGUGCUGCCGCUGCUGUCGCGGAGCCCAAGGUUCGAGGUCGUCAGGCUCGUUCCUGGGGCCAGGAUCCCGGUCCUGAGUCUGCGCUUCGACGGGGCCGUGGACGUGGACCUCUCCUGCCACAACACGGAGCCGCUGCGGAAUUCGCAGCUGCUGCGCGCUUACGCGCAGGUCAGCCCGCUGGUGCGGGGCCUGGCGCUGCUGGUGAAGCUCUGGUCCAAGGCCGCGGGCGUCUGCGGGGCGCAGAGCCGGAACCUGACCUCGUACGCGCUGGCGCUGAUGGUGAUCUACUUCUUGCAGGUCCACCCCGACUUCGGGCUGCCCCUGCUCUCCACGCAGCUGUUCGACGGCUUCGGGCGCCUGCCGGCCGCGCCGCGCUGGGAGUGCCAGGCCCCGUUGCCCGGGGCGCUGCGGCAGUUUUUCGUGUUCUACGAGCGGGAAUUCGAGUGGGGCAGGGAGGUCGUCUCGGUGCGGCUCGGCCGUCGGUGCAGAGCUGGCAGCCCAGAGGUCACCCUGCUGCCGAACGCCGCGGAUCACCGCCUGCACGUGGAGGACCCCUUCCUCACGGGCAGGAACCUGAACUGCGUGCUGGGCCUCGAGCAGGAGGCCCGGCUGCAGGCGGCGUUGCGCGCCGCCGAGGCCGCGCUGCGAGGCGGCGCCCUGCCACUGGGCUUGGGCGGCGUGGAGGUGAGCGCUGGUGGAGUGCUUGCUGGCUGCGGGAGGUGAUGGUCCCCGCGGGGCUCGUGCCGCGGGAGACCUGCAGGGCGGCCUUCCGGGCCGGGCCCGCUCUAGGCCCGCGGGGGAGGAGGAGGAGGAGGACGCAGGCUGGAGUCUUCGAGGCAAAGGCUUCGUUGGUGGCGCCUGUCCCUCUUCCAUUGCGCUGCUGCGCACAACGGCAGCCACGCUCGGAGGAGGGCCCUGAGGGCACUGCACUCAGUGCCUCGCGGCACGGUGGAGGGUUUUCAGGUUGGUGCGCAACUGGCGUGUCGACCAGUGGCUGGCACGCGCUUGGUGUGUCGGCACAGAGACAUCGAAAGCGGGUUCAUCGAAGUAAGUUGCGCUAUCCGCUUUCGGGCGAUGAAAGUUGUACACUAUGAUAUAUUUGGUAGCCCCAGAGGUCCAGGACCCGUUUCGAGGGCCUGAGGAGAUAUUGCGGCUUCGACAGGUUUCAAUGAUAUUUCAUCGCUUCGCUCCAUCGAGGGCCGGUUUUGGGCGGUCUCCUCUGCGCCGUCUUCGGGAGCGGUCUUGGGCCAUCUUGGUGCCAUCCCCAGCCCUUCCCAUCCCUCCCCUGCCCCUCCCUCACAUCCCUUCGCCAGAGUGGCGAGGGCAGAUGGGGAGGGCCGUGCGUGACGCUCCGUGCAGAAGCAGGCAGCAGGGCGAUACAGAAGGAAGGCAGAGGUUCCACCUUCCCGCGCUUGUUCCUCACUGCUUUGAGCCUGUCUCCGCAAAGUGACCGUUUAUGUAAGCCAUCACGCGGAGGACAGUCCGUCAUGGCCCGUCUACCUGGCUCGACGCUUCAAUUCCACUCGUGUGCACCGCGUUUGAGGUAGCUUCCCCCUCCUCCUCUUCCUUUUCGGAAAAAGGCAGGAUGAGGACAGAGGUUAGCACAGCUGGUAACCUCCUGAUGAAUCCCCAUUUGAUCUCCACUUCCCGACGUUCCUUUUUCAUCGCUUGUUUCUCAUUGCGCCAGUCUUCGCCCAAUCUGUUUCACCAGCCUCAGUUGCAGUCUGCUUUUGCGGGACCGCGACCUCGUGCCAACCGGUCCAGCAUUCGCGUGCUGUCCUCCGUUCGUUUUGGAGCGUAUUGUGCUAAGCACGGCUUGACGCUCUAUUCAAAACGAAGGAAGGCCCACAGCAGGAGGGCUGAGAAUGUUUCACCCUUUUGCUUUCAUUUUGCUCCUCGAGCCGACAGUCGGCUCCGCUUAUUGGCGGUGCACGCGGGCUCGGUCCCACAGGCCCUCUAGAGGGUCCCAAGACACUCCCACAGGCGUCGCUCACGUUGCAUCCGUCGGUCAUCGGGUCGACGAUGGAGGUUCGAGGUGGGUUUUCUCCGAUGUACUAUUCCCGUUCUGGCCGCGAGCCUGAGGGGUCACGGCUACCCCAGUGUUGGCUCCUGCGAGAUCUGUUUUUUGAAUUUUUGUUUAAGGCGAUUGAGCUAGCUUGGGAGGUCACGGCUACUCCAGCGCUGGCUCGCAGGUUUGGGUCACUUCCGCUCACACCCCCCAACCCCCGACCACCUAUAGUAUGUUAUGUUUGUCCGCCCGUCAGUGGCAGAUGGCGGCCCGGACGCGGACACGUUCUCUAUGUUGUUUCACCACUUGGCGACGGGAAAGCCGGCCAGACAAUUAUACAUCAGGCCAGUGCCAUGUCUCAGAGCACUUCUUCUUUGGGGCUGCCCAGAUGCCAAAUUGGCCUGGUUGCAGCCGCACGUUUUGGCACUACCCUGCAGGUUUUCGGAUCAUCGGUGGCGAUAUCAGCUGCUCGCCAUCCUGCUUGGAUCCACGCUGCGGGUACAGCACCCCUUUACAGCCUUGCCCGCCCUGGCGGCGCGGCAUGCGCCCGUCAAAGGGCUGGGUGAAUGCUCAGCAACGGGGAGUUCUCAGCGGUUCACUCCGUGUGCCACUCGCGCACGGGCAGGUCAGGCUGCUGGGCCGACUUGCAGGUGAUCUCCGCAAGACCGUAGCAGGCAUUCAACAAGCUCCUUCCAGAGGCCCUCGAGACGGCCCUAAGACCGUGGUGGUGGAAUGUGCCGUAAGCUGCAUCGUCCAUGAUUUCCCGGCAGUCUGAAUUCUUCAGCGUGUCAGUCGGUUUGCCAUUCGCGCCCAGGCGCGUUAGGCCGGCAUGCAGCGUUGCCGAUUGGUUUUGCAGGUGCUGCGCAGGGGAAAGACAGUGAUCGCGGAGCGCCCGAGUGUGAGCAUGAUUUGGCCGCAGAGUGUAUGCUGCACUGUUUUCCAAAGCGCAUCCUGGGCCUGCGCGCAAUGUGCAAUAUGUCGCCUCCCGGCCCCCCCCCUUUUCUUUUGGCAAGUUGCGAGGCACACACCUGGA
Prorocentrum cordatum is the source of this 4055-nucleotide messenger RNA. NCBI's taxonomy places the organism in Eukaryota, Dinophyceae, Prorocentrales, Prorocentraceae. The record is from the annotation of a GenBank genome assembly.